Cervus elaphus (red deer) is the source of this 2989-nucleotide messenger RNA. RefSeq names its product rhotekin (gene RTKN). Gene Ontology annotation, cellular component: actomyosin contractile ring. NCBI's taxonomy places the organism in Eukaryota, Metazoa, Chordata, Mammalia, Artiodactyla, Cervidae. Gene Ontology annotation, biological process: actomyosin contractile ring assembly; septin ring organization; signal transduction. The transcript is spliced from 13 exons. Bases 977 to 2632 code for a protein of 551 amino acids. The record is from RefSeq and is a predicted model, not a curated record.
ACGAAGAAGGGACAUCUGGGGCCGUAGGAAGCUGAAACCCUGAGGGGCUGCUCAGGGGUGAGAUUGGGCGCGGCCCCAGGGCCUGGCGGUGAGACUCGCGGUGAUCCCCGGGCCUCGGGGUUUUCCGCGCGCAGGUAGUCCGGCUCGCCGAGGGGGCGCAGCCUUGGGGGCGGGGCUCCUCUAGGCCCGCCCCGCGCCCAGGUGUGGCGCCCGCACCCCCCUCCGCUAGCGGCGGCGAGCCCCCUCAGCGCUCUCGAGGUGUAGGCCUGCUUGCAGCCCGGGACUGGCCCGGCCGCCCGGGCCUUUGGCGGGGGCGGGGGGGUGGAGGGAGAGAGUGCCGCGCCCUGCCCGGCCCAGGUGUCGUCUCCGGAGGCGGAGUUUGGGAAUCCGGCUGCGGGAGAUUCCCAGCCGGACUAGCUGAAGGGCAACGAGGGAAAGAAGCCUGCGGGACGAGGCAGAGCGGGCGGCGCGGGGAGUGCAGAAGGCAGGCAAAGGCGCGGGGCCGCCAGCAUGUUCUCCCGAAACCACCGGAGCCGGGUCACCGUGGCCAGGGGCUCUGCCCUGGAGAUGGAGUUCAAACGCGGCCGCUUCCGACUCAGCCUCUUAAGCGACCCGCCGGAGCUGGGAGAGCAGCUGCCACCAAAGCAAGACUGGACACUCUGUGCCCAGAGCCCCUUCUGCAGCUGGCCUCCUCUCCGGGUACCCUGCGCAUCCUCACCUCGCUUUCCUUUCCUCCCUUGCCUGGCUCCAUCAGGGCCCUGGAACAGCGGUAGGCAAGGAGACUUUGUCACAGCAGCCAGAGGGGUCUAACUGGAGCACGAGAGGGACAGGGGCUGCCUCUGCCCUCUGACCAAGAACUGCCCACCUCUUUCAAGACGAGGAGAGCAGCGGGAGAGGAAUUGUGGGCAGCGUGGGGCUGGCUCGCCCCACCCCUCUGAGGGGUCAGCAAGGGAAGGGGAGCCCAGGGGGCACAGAGAUGCAGGACAGAUUGCACAUCCUGGAGGACCUGAAUAUGCUCUACAUCCGGCAGAUGGCGCUCAGCCUGGAGGACACAGAGUUGCAAAGAAAGUUAGACCAUGAGAUCCGGAUGAGGGAAGGGGCCUGCAAGCUGCUGGCGGCCUGCUCCCAGCGAGAGCAGGCUCUGGAGGCCACCAAGAGCCUGCUGGUGUGCAACAGCCGCAUCCUCAACUACAUGGGCGAGCUGCAGCGGCGCAAGGAGGCACAGGUGCUGAAGAAGACAGGCCGGCGGCCUUCGGACAGUGGGCCACACACUGAGCGCUCCCCCUGCCGUGGCCAGAUCUGCAUUUCUGAUCUCCGGAUUCCACUCAUGUGGAAGGACACAGAAUAUUUCAAGAACAAAGGCGACCUGCACCGCUGGGCUGUGUUCCUGCUGCUGCAGAUAGGGGAACAUAUUCAGGACACAGAGAUGAUCCUGGUGGACAGGACCCUCACAGACAUCUCCUUUCAGAACAACGUGCUCUUUGCCGAGGCAGGGCCAGACUUUGAACUGCGGCUGGAGCUGUACGGGGCCUGUGUGGAAGAGGAGGGGGCCCUGGCUGGAGCCCCCAAGAGGCUUGCCACCAAACUCAGCAGCUCCCUGGGCCGCUCCUCUGGGAGGCGUGUCCGAGCAUCGCUGGAGACUGCUGGGGGCUCAGGCAGCAGUCCCAUCUUGCUUCCCACCCCGGCUGUGGGUGGUCCUCGUUACCACCUCUUGGCUCAUACCACGCUCACCCUAGCAGCUGUGCAAGAUGGGUUCCGCACACAUGACCUCACCCUUGCCACUCCUGAGGAGAACCCUGCCUGGCUGCCCCUUUAUGGCAGCGUGUGUUGCCGCCUGGUGGCUCAGCCUCUCUGCAUGACUCAGCCUACUGCAAGUGGUACCCUCAGGGUGCAGCAAGCUGGGGAGCCGCGGGACUGGGUACAAGUUCACGGAGUCCUGAAAGGCACAAACCUCUUCUGUUACCGGCAACCUGAGGACACAGCCCCUGGGGCCGAGCCGCUGUUUACUAUCGCAAUCAACAAGGACACUCAAGUCCGGGCAGGGGAGCUGGACCAGGCAGCCAGCGGGCCCUUCACCCUGAGCAUCAGGAACCAGGAUGGGGAGGAAGAGGUGAUACACACUCUUCAGGCGGAGAGUCGGGGAGCCCUGCAGAGCUGGAUGGAGGCUCUGUGGCAGCUUUUCUUUGACAUGAGUCAGUGGAAGCAGUGCUGUGAUGAAAUAAUGAAAAUUGAAACACCUGCUCCUCGGAAACCACCCCAAGUGCUGGCCAAGCAGGGGUCCUUGUACCAUGAAAUGGCUAUUGAGCCGCUGGAUGACAUCGCAGCGGUGACAGACAUCCUGGCCCAGCGGGAGGGUGCGAGGCUGGAGACGCCCCCACCCUGGCUAGCAAUGUUUACAGACCAGCCUGCCUUGCCUGGCCCCUGCUCACCUGCUUCAGUGGCCCCAGCUCCAGCCCGGAUCCAUUCCUUGCCCUGGGGGAGACCCCGAACAUUCUCUCUGGAUGCUGUCCCCCCAGACCACUCCCCUGGGGCUUCUCGCUUGGUUGCCCCUCUCCCCCUGCAGCAAUCCCCACGGUCCAGAGGCCUCUGCAGCAAAGGCCCACCCCACACUUGGCUCCAGUCACCAGUGUGAGAGAAAAAGGUGCUGGCAACAGGAUCUGGCCAGAAGAGGAGAAGAUCUGUGUGCAGCUGGGCUCUGGAUUCAGCACUGGUUGACCAGCUUGGCCUCCCCUUCCUUUGCUGGAGUCGGGGCAGGCUGAGAAGGGGUAGCAGAAGCCCCUUUAAGCUGUGGUUGCCACGGUGCUGAGGGACUCAUUCCCAGGGCUGGCUGGGACCCCCUAAACCCUUCCUGGGAGAAAACUGGAACCAACCCUGCCCUACCUCCCUGCAUUAACCAGCUUAGAGAAUGGCACUGAAGAGCCCUGGGAGGGAACACACCUCCCUUGUGACUUUUACAUUGACCAUUAAAGUUAUUUAACAUCACCCUUCA